Messenger RNA from Apaloderma vittatum (bar-tailed trogon), 1479 nucleotides. It is a transcript of the gene CEP112, whose product is annotated as centrosomal protein 112kDa. NCBI's taxonomy places the organism in Eukaryota, Metazoa, Chordata, Aves, Trogoniformes, Trogonidae. The record is from RefSeq and is a predicted model, not a curated record. The annotation marks the transcript as partial. The transcript has 13 exons.
AUGAACGGUGACGAGGAAGUCUGGGAAAAACUAGAUGCAGAGUUUGAUCACUAUGUUGAGGAUAUGAAGCCCUAUGUUCUAAAACUACAGCAUAGGUCAGAACGACAAAGAUGUGCGCUGUGGAUUAAAAAACUAUGUGAACCCUCAGGAGCAGGCACAGGAAUAGUGGGAAGGAAGAAUCGGAACCUAUAUGCAAAACUUUUGCUCCACAUGCUAAAGCGAAGUGUGCUGGAAGGUCCUUUUGCACAUAAACCAGAACCAGGAAUACUGAAAACUUUUCCAUCAUACAUGUCGAUUUACUUUGAGGAACCAAAAUCAACAAGUAGCCCAGACUGCUUACCUGACUGGGUAAUGGGAGAACUAGGAAACAGCGAAUCUAAGCACGAGGAGUUGUGCAAGGUGUCUUCUAAAGAGGAAUUGUCUUUAGCAACAUCUCUUACAUAUGGGGAAAGAUUCAAGUACAAUGAGAAGCCAGCGUUAAGAUCACAUUCUAUGAGUCCUCCUCACAGGACAGAUGAAGAUAACCUAGCCACACCACUGUCUGAUCAUCGUCAUAAAAAACACUUUUCUUUGGAUGACAGUGACCUUGAAGCACGUCUCAAUAGUUGGAAUCUUGGGUUAGAAAAUCCAAGAUAUUUGCGAGAAAAACCGAUGCCAAUGUCUCUGAUGACACCCAAGUUUGGCCUAGGCAGAAGUAGCACUUCUCGGGAUGAACAUUCACUAUUACGAAUGCGUGAAAAAGAGCUGGACUUGAAAAUGAAAAUAGCAGAACGUAAAUUUCAUGAAGAAAACAUUAGAUUACAGCAGAAGCAUGAUUCUGAUGUUGAAAAGAUUUUGGAUAGAAAGAAUGAUGAAAUACAGGUAUUGAAAUCCCUCUACAAAGCCAAACUAAAUGAAGCUGAGGAGACAAAUAGAAAACUGGAGAAAAAAGUUCAGACCCUUGUUCGUGAGUCACAAGUCGUCAGAGAAGCAAAAGAGAAGCAGAUUGUGGAGUUAAAGAAGAUGUGUGAGCAAAGCAAUGAUUCUUUGAACAAUGAGUGGGAGAAAAGGCUUCACAACACGGUGGCUGAGAUGGAGAAGGAGAAGUUUAACAUCCGGAAGAAGCACACAGAAGACAUGGAGAAACUGCUUGAGGACACCAAUGCUUGCCUUAGCAAGAUGAGGGAAGAUUAUUUGGAAGAGAUAAAGUCAACUAAUCAGAGAGUCAAAAACCAGGAGGCUCGUGUCCAGCAGCUGACUAUUGAAGCUGAAAAUAGUAAGUUACAGCAUCAAAAAUUAGCUCACGAAAAGACUGAAGCAGAACAACGUUACCAAGCGGUAUGCUCUGAACUGCAGGAAAUGAAAGCAAGGCACAGCUCACUUCAGAAAGACAAGGAGAAUAUUAUACAGGAAUAUGAGAAGAAUAUUCAGCAACUGCAAAGUAAAUAUGAUGUUGAUAUAAGUUCUGUAAAGCAGGAACAUGUUCUCUCUGCAGCUAAG